GUUUUUUCAGGCAAAUUUCUUAGCAUGUUCGCCUCGCGAUUGGCGAAGGCGGGCACCCUCGUCGGGCUGUCGGCUGCAGCCCUCUACUCACUAGAUGUAACGAACGAAACAAGAUUCAAACGGCAAAUGAGAGCCUAUUUUCGCACUGCACAUGCAGAUCUACUAACAGAACUGAACAAAAGGCCUCCGAAUGCACUUCCAACUAGGAAAGAGCUUCUGGAUUGUUUGAAGAAUGGCGAAGAAUAUGAUGUGUUGGUCAUAGGCGGUGGUGCCACUGGUGCCGGUGUGGCACUGGAUGCUCAAACCAGAGGAUUGAAAACAGCUUUGGUAGAGUUGGAUGAUUUUGCCUCUGGGACAUCUUCUCGAAGUACGAAACUCAUCCACGGAGGUGUUAGGUAUCUUCAAGCAGCUAUUAUGAAAGCUGAUCUCGAGCAGUAUCGGAUGGUUAAGGAAGCCUUAUUUGAACGAGCAAAUCUACUUGAGAUUGCUCCCCAUCUUAGCGCCCCUCUGCCUAUUAUGCUUCCAAUUUAUAAACUCUGGCAAGUCCCUUACUACUGGGCCGGUAUCAAAGCAUACGAUUUUGUCUCCGGCAAGCGUGUGCUCAAAAGUUCCUUCUUCAUUAGUAAAAGCAACGCUAUGGAACGAUUUCCCAUGCUGAAGACUGACUCGCUCAAGGGUGCACUCAUCUACUACGACGGGACGCAUAAUGAUGCUAGAAUGAAUUUGGCGAUUGUAUUGUCAGCAAUCAGGCAUGGCGCAAAGUGCGUCAACCAUACGAAAGUCGAGAGGCUGCUGAAAAAUGAAAAUGGUAAAGUUAUAGGGGCUCAUUUGCGAGAUACGCUUACUGGUGCUGAAUGGGACGUCAAGGCAAAGGCCGUUGUCAAUGCCACUGGUCCGUCCACGGAUAAAAUUCGCGUCAUGGCUGAUCCAGAAACGAAACCAAUCUGUGUGCCUAGUUCUGGAGUUCACAUUGUUUUGCCUGGCUAUUAUAGUCCCUCAAACACCGGUCUUCUCGAUCCGGACACUUCUGACGGUCGUGUGAUCUUCUUCCUCCCUUGGGAGCGAAUGACCAUUGCUGGAACCACUGAUGCCCCAUCUGAAGUUACCCUAUCCCCGAUACCCAAAGACUCAGACGUCGAAUUUAUCCUGCAAGAGAUUCGUGGCUAUCUUUCGAAAGAUGUUUCCAUACGACGUGGUGAUGUGAUGAGCUCAUGGGCAGGACUUCGUCCUCUUGUUCGCGAUCCGAAUAAGAAAGAUACAAAAAGUUUGGCUAGAAAUCAUAUCAUCGAGGUAUCGGAAUCAGGUUUGAUAACCAUUGCGGGUGGAAAAUGGACUACAUACAGGCAUAUGGCAGAAGAAACAGUCGACGCAUGCGUGAAGGCUCAUAAGUUGAAACCUACGAACGGAUGCGUCACAGCUGGCCUCAUGCUGGAAGGAGGUCAUGAGUACAAUCCGUUGAUGUACAUUCAUCUAGUACAAGAUUAUGGUUUGGAGGUUGAUGUAGCCCAACAUCUUGCUAACACUUAUGGCGACCGCGCUUUCGUAGUGGCAAGAAUGUGCAAGAUAACAGGAAAACGUUGGCCCAUAAUUGGUAACCGACUGCACCAAGAAUUCCCCUAUUUGGAUGCAGAGGUGCGGUAUGCCGUACGCGAGUACGCGUGCACAGCGGUGGAUGUGAUCGCUAGGCGCACACGUUUAGCGUUCCUUAACACUUACGCGGCUCAUGAAGUCCUUCCAGAGGUAGUGCGUAUAAUGGCAGAAGAGCUUGGUUGGUCGUCAGCAGAACAACGAGCUCAACUUGAUCGUGCUCGCCAGUUUAUUGACUUGGAAAUGGGUCAACUUGCGAAGCAGAAUGCUGUCAGCAAUGUUUCGCUCAACCUUACAAAAGAAGAAAUGCAAGCUGCAAAGGAUCGCUUCAAUAUGUUGGACAAAGAUGGCAAGGGACACAUCACCGUCAAUGAUCUCAGGCGACACUUUAGGGAGCAUAAUCAGAAGAUUGACGAGCGUGUACUGCAUGAACUUCUUAAUGAAGUGGACCUCAACAAAAACGGAGAAAUUGAAAUUUCGGAGUUCUACCAGCUGUACUCUGGACUCAAAGGCGGUCAAAUCAGCGCCAAUCGCUUGGUACGGUACCUGGAUGUCACCGAAAUUCCUGACACUCCCAGCGUAACUCGAUCUGGUGGAGGUGUUUGAGUCCUUGCAUCAUUUCAUUUGUUCUUAAUUUUCUGCCUUGAGAGAUUGAAGUUCUCACACUAGGAACAAACUGUUUUCGUAGCUGUAGAAGUGUAUAGAAUGAUAGCCGAAGUGGGUUCCUCAAGAUUGUUCAUUACUUGUCCCCUUCAGGAUUUGUCCAUGUAUUUUCUUUGAAGAUGCCAAAUUGCUUUACCAGUGUCGUAUUCAGAGUCGCGAUUGUUUUUGUUUGUACCUUAUUUGUUAAUCAUCGCUGGCGAUAAUAUCACUAGAAGCUAACCAAAGCUCUUACUGAAACGUUUGGAUCUAGGUUUUGCUGCACGCAGAUAAUCGAGGCUUAAAUUCUUGAUGACGCGAACGCAAGCAAAG
Messenger RNA from Cylicocyclus nassatus, 2559 nucleotides. NCBI's taxonomy places the organism in Eukaryota, Metazoa, Nematoda, Chromadorea, Rhabditida, Strongylidae. The record is from the annotation of a GenBank genome assembly.